This is a messenger RNA of Chondrus crispus (carragheen), 210 nucleotides long. RefSeq lists its product as hypothetical. Lineage: Eukaryota; Rhodophyta; Florideophyceae; Gigartinales; Gigartinaceae. The coding region runs from base 1 to 210 and encodes 69 amino acids. The transcript has a single exon. The record is from RefSeq and is a predicted model, not a curated record.
AUGCCACGUCCCAACCGACACGAUACCCUCAGGCGUGACUCUUGUUUCGUGCUUGUCUCGACUCUCAUCCAGCAGCAAGCUCACUCCUAUGCGGUUCAAGGACGGAAAUACUUCUUCCGCGCAAGGAGCGGAUGCUUGGGUAUCGCCCUGUACAGUACGUGGAGUGCCUGCUUAUGUUUUGCAUCCAAGAAGCGACAUGACAGGGCGUAG